AUGGAACUGAUUUCAGGAGGUGAAGCGGUGGCUGUUGCAGACGCAUGGUAUCACUCAGACUUCCUUUUCAAAAACUAUAUCCUCAAUGGAUUGGAAAAUACUUCGUACAAUAUAUACCGUCCAAUCAAAACUGCCAAGGCCCUGUGGGAGUCACUUGACAAGAAAUACAAGACUGAAGAUGCUAGCAUGAAGAAAUUCGUGGUUGGUCGAUUUCAUAAUUUCAAGAUGAUGGACUUCAAGACGAUCAUCAACCAAGUCCAAGAACUUCAAGUUAUUGUGCAUGAGAUUGAGAUAGAAAACAUGAAUUAUCUCAAGCAUAAGCCCAAAGAGAUGGGACUUGAAGAUCUUAUCGCGAGGCUAAGGAUUGAGGAAGACAAUCUUGGUUCUGAAAAGAAAAUCGGUGGUACCUCCAUGAUGGCUAAAGCACAUGUAGUGGAGGAUGGGCCAAAGAAAAGAAAAAGAGGAAGCACUCAAGGGAAGGCUCUCGCCAAGGGAACUCAAAGAAGAACAAAGGGUUCAAGGGAAAAUGCUUUAACUGCAACAAGCAUGGUCAUAGAGCUGCGAACUGUCAAAGCAAGGGAAAACCACAGAAGUUCACAUGAACGACGAGGAGAAAUUGUCGAAUGA
Molecule: messenger RNA, 627 nt
Organism: Prunus armeniaca (apricot)
Lineage: Eukaryota; Viridiplantae; Streptophyta; Magnoliopsida; Rosales; Rosaceae
Source: the annotation of a GenBank genome assembly